AAUAACACCAGGCAAUUCAAGGACGCACCCUGGUCGUCCCCAGCACUGUCGCACAAAAUCCUGCCCGGAUAAUGUUUUGUCAUUGCUAUGCUGGAGCCGGUUUGGUCAAAUUCAGUGUUCAGUUGCCUGAUCUGCAGUAAUCAUGGACGCGAUAACUCGCGCGGAGUACACGCCCGUCCCACCUUAUUUUGCUGCAUCAGAGAUGAGUUCCAACGACGAACCGCCGCCAACAUGGGAAGAGGCGGUCGGUCAAGUCGUGGUGGAGGAGGAACAAGGGGCGGAGCCAACGCAGACCCCGCCCCCACCCAGCCCGGGAGCAUUGGCAUGGAGAAACCGGCGAUAUUUCAUUGUUGUGCUGGUACCUCUCAUUCUGUGCCCGAUACCUAUCGUCUUCAACAAUUCGAUCGGUUACACGGCUUACAGCAUCAUGAUCAUGGCCGUAUUCUGGUGCACGGAAGCCAUAUCCCUAGCCGUGACCGCUCUCCUCCCACUGGUCUUGUUCCCAGCCUUCGGCGUCAUGCCAGCCAAGGAUGUGGCGGUCCAGUACUUUAAGGACACCAACCUGCUCUUCUUUGGUGGCUUGAUGGUGGCUGUGGCUAUCGAGGAUUGCAAUCUGCACCGGAGGAUUGCGCUGGGUGUGCUCCUUCUGGUGGGAUCUAAGCCGAGAUGGAUGAUGCUUGGCUUUAUGAUUAUUACUGCGUUUUUGUCCAUGUGGAUUAGCAACACCGCUACCACUGCCAUGAUGCUGCCUAUUGCCCAGGCAGUGUUACAGCAACUCAAGCUGGACAACUUGAAACAGAAAAACGAGAAUGAAGCGGAACAUGAGAUAUCCACCACAAAUGGGCGGAGACACAGAGAGAAGGCGGAGGAGGACGCUAUUGUUAUGGAGGAGAUUCAGUUUAUUGGAAGUACGGAGGUGCAACCCCAGCAUAGCAGCAAUCGUAACCUUUUGGACGAAUCUCAACAGGAAGCCCGCUAUAAUCUCAUGUGUAAAGGCAUCGUUCUCUGCAUUCCGUACGCCGCUAACAUCGGCGGGACGGCUACGCUAACCGGCACGGGUCCGAACCUCGUACUCGCCGGCCAAGUAACCAGUUUGUUUGGUCCUGAGGCUGAGGUGACGUUUGGUGAGUGGAUGAUAUACGCUACACCUGCUAUGCUGGUUUGUCUGCUGUUGACAUGGAUCUGGUUGCAGAUAGUCUACGUGGAUCGAUGGUGCUGCAAGAAGCUGGGUCACGAACUCGAUCACAGCGGUACCGCCAAGGUCAUACGCGAGGCGUACAAUGACCUCGGGCCCAUGUCGUUUGCCGAGAAGGGAGUCCUCAGUCAUUUCAUCCUGUUGAUUGUUCUGUGGGUGACCCGCAAGCCGGGCUUCGUUACCGGCUGGUCCGUGCUCUUCGCCGACGGGUACGUGACUGACUCAACCACAGCCAUGUUUGUCUCCAUACUGCUCUUCUUGUCCCCAUCGCGCAUGCCCAAGUUCCUCUGUGGUCGUAGCUCUGAGGAGGAUUUGAAGGAAGAGAAGGGCCCGUGUCCAGCCCUACUGGAAUGGCCGGUCAUUCAUAAAAAAAUGGCCUGGCUCGUGAUUAUCCUGCUUGGUGGAGGCUUUGCAUUGGCCGAAGCAUGCAAGGUAUCUGGGCUGUCGAAUUGGAUAGGUGACAAGUUCAGCAUACUGGACAACUUCCCUCCCUGGGCCAUCGCCUUAGUGGUCUCUGUCAUCAUAGCGGGCUUCACCGAGGUCACCAGCAACACGGCCACGGCAACCAUCUUCCUUCCCAUACUCGGCGGACUGGGUGUGAGUAUCGGUGUCAAUCCUCUGUUCCUGAUGCUACCAGCCACCGUAGCAUGCUCCUUCGCCUUCAUGCUUCCCGUAGCCACGCCCCCAAAUGCCAUCGCGUUCGCCUAUGAACAAGUCACUGUUAUGGAUAUGGUGAAGACUGGUUUCAUACUGAACGUCAUCUGCGUCCUCAUUGCCAACGCCUGCGUCAACACAUUCGGCAUGUGGAUUUUCGACGUGGGCAAUUUUCCGGAUUGGGCCAAUGUUAACAUUACAGCAAUUGAAUAAUGUGUACAUACACCCCAACGGGAAACCCUCCCCCCUUCUGGAAAGGGAAGAGCUAUUUCAAAUCUUAUAACAAAAUCAGCAGGGGCGGAUCCACUUUUGGAUCAAGAUGGGAGGGGGGGGGGGGUUAAAAAACCCAAGAUCCGCCACUGACAUGUAUUGCAAAAUAUUCUAACGUAGGGUGCAUUCUGUAAUUUUCGAUUGGUGCAAAAUGGAACUUGUUAUACAUACUGGAGGCCGUGAAGGUCGUGAGUUAAGAAAAGAGGAAAGUCUAAAGAUUGAGAAUUAUAUUAAAAAAAAAAAUUGGUUACGAACAAUUAUCAAAAGUGUUCAUAUUGUAUUUGCUGAUAUCGAAUGCACACAACAAUGGGUGACAACCGUCACAGUCAGGGCUACGUUCAAAUAAAGAGUGCGAACCUUUAGAAUGAAGGGCAUCAACAAUGGGACUGUUUUUGGUUGAUGAAUUUGUAUAUACUCGUGCACUCUUAUUAUACUCGUGUAUCUAUUCAAAAUAUUAUGUUGUCAAAAUUUUGAGUUUAAAAUUUUGUAGUUAGCAGUUUUAGUAAUUGCGUAGGCCUAUAUAUUUUAAUGAGGCGCGUAAAGUUUUUUUUUCGUUGUUACUACUUUGGUUAUUGUAAUGGUCUGCAGGGAACGGAUGAUACUUUUUCAGUAUUGAGACUGAUUCUUACUUUUUAAACCUUUUUUUCUUGAAUGUUAUUAUUUUACUUAGUGGCCUUGUACUGACUCUGAAUAAAAACGCCCUCAGCGGCCAACAAACGUUGUUAACGGCGGAUAUUUUGGGCGCCAUGUUCAUCGUUUGUCCUCGAGGUCACGUGAGUAGACCAAACAUGGCUACCUAGAGGUCAUCGUGUCAAUUAGUUGUGAAAUUAUUGUUUCCCGUGUAAGUAUUCCCUCCCAUCUACAUACCUGUGUUGUGAAACGUAAAAUAAAAUAUUUUUUAUUGAAUCUUAA
Molecule: messenger RNA, 3031 nt
Organism: Patiria miniata (bat star)
Lineage: Eukaryota; Metazoa; Echinodermata; Asteroidea; Valvatida; Asterinidae
Product: solute carrier family 13 member 5-like
Exons: 14
Coding region: 143-2062 (639 amino acids)
Biological process (GO): monoatomic anion transmembrane transport
Cellular component (GO): membrane
Molecular function (GO): transmembrane transporter activity
Source: RefSeq, a predicted model, not a curated record